Messenger RNA from Phlebotomus argentipes, 654 nucleotides. It is a transcript of the gene mRpS10, whose product is annotated as small ribosomal subunit protein uS10m. The coding region runs from base 72 to 584 and encodes 170 amino acids. The transcript is spliced from 3 exons. Lineage: Eukaryota; Metazoa; Arthropoda; Insecta; Diptera; Psychodidae. The record is from RefSeq and is a predicted model, not a curated record. Gene Ontology annotation, cellular component: mitochondrial small ribosomal subunit; mitochondrion.
ACCUCACAAAGUGUCCAAACUGUGCGGUGAGAUUGUUUUGGUUCUCAUCUGGCCACAAUUUUUCCCGUAAAAUGCAAGCCGUAAGGAAAUGUUUGCCUGUCUUCUAUCCGAAUCUGCGAAAUAUCAGACAAUUGUCCAGCUUCCAUGCGGCACCGAAUCCCGAACAGAAGAACACAGAAAUCCUUGGAGAAAGUCCUCCUGAACUGGAUAAGCUAUUCUCGAAGCUAGAGAUUGAGCUGAGAGGAAUUGACCCAGCCGUUCUUCAGAGCUACUCGUGGUUUGCCAUGACUGCUGCCAAGCAUCUGGACAUCAAAGUAGGGAAAUGUUGGGCUCCAAAGAAAGCGCAGCACGAUAGACUGACUCUGCUGCGAUGCGUGCACAUUUUCAAAAAGCAUAGAGUGCAAUACGAGAUGCGCACCUAUUUUCGUCACAUGACCUUCCACAAACUCACCGGAUCCACACUGGACACAUUUCUGGAGUACAUUGAGAGGAAUAUUCCCGAAGGUGUGGCUCUAAAAGCCACGAAGAUAGAAGUUCAACAACUCCCGGAUCACUUGGGAAAUCCACCAACAGCGAAAGAAUGACGAGAGUGAAUUAUGAGCAUUUAUUCAAUAUUUGAAUUGUAGAAAAUAGAUAAAAGCAGUGCAGAAGAAA